UGGGAUGGCACUAGUACUCAUUUUUCUUUCUUUUGUAGCACUGAACAAGAUUUGUGAUGAAAUGGAGCCUGGAACAAACUCUUUUCGAGUAGAAUUUCCUGAUUUUUCCAGCACCAUUCUGCAGAAACUGAACCAGCAGCGCCAGCAAGGACAAUUAUGUGAUGUCUCCAUUGUUGUGCAAGGCCACAUUUUCCGGGCACACAAAGCUGUUCUUGCUGCCAGUUCGCCCUACUUUUGUGACCAGGUGCUUCUGAAAAACAGCAGGAGGAUUGUUUUGCCUGAUGUGAUGAACCCAAGAGUAUUUGAGAACAUUCUCCUGUCUAGUUACACGGGACGUCUAGUAAUGCCCGCUCCAGAAAUUGUUAGUUACUUAACAGCAGCAAGCUUUCUCCAGAUGUGGCAUGUGGUAGACAAGUGCACUGAGGUUUUAGAGGGAAACCCUACCGUCCUUUGUCAAAAGCUAAAUCAUAGCAGCGAUCACCAGUCUCCAAGCAGCAGUAGUUACAAUGGCCUGGUAGAGAGCUUUGAGCUGGGCUCUGGGAGCCAUACUGACUUCCCCAAAUCCCAGGAACUGAGGGAUGGAGAGAAUGAAGAGGAGAGCACCAAAGACGAGCUGUCAUCUCAGCUCACUGAGCACGAAUACCUUCCCAGCAACUCGUCCACAGAGCACGACCGGCUGAGCACUGAAAUGGCAAGCCAGGACGGGGAGGAGGCGGCCAGCGACAGUGCCGAGUUCCACUACACCCGGCCUCUGUACAGCAAGCCCAGCAUAAUGGCUCACAAGCGCUGGAUCCACGUGAAGCCCGAGCGCUUUGAGCAGGCGUGCGAGGGCAUGGACGUGCACGCGCCCUACGAUGAACACCAGGUCACUGAGUCCAUCAACAACAUGCAGGCGGAGCACUCGGUCCAGCCUUCGGGAGUAGAGGAAGACUUUCACAUCGUGGAGAAAAAAGUGGAAGCAGAAUUUGACGAACAGGCUGAUGAAAGCAAUUACGAUGAGCAGGUGGAUUUCUAUGGCUCUUCCAUGGAAGAGUUUUCUGGAGAGAGGUCAGAGGGCAAUCUGAUUGGGCACAGACAGGAGGCUGCCCUACCCGCAGGCUACAGUGAGAAUAUUGAAAUGGUAACAGGGAUUAAAGAAGAAGCUUCCCACUUGGGAUUCUCGGCCACUGACAAGCUGUAUCCUUGUCAGUGUGGGAAAAGUUUCACUCACAAGAGCCAGAGAGACCGCCACAUGAGUAUGCAUCUCGGCCUUCGGCCUUAUGGCUGUGGUGUCUGUGGUAAGAAAUUCAAAAUGAAGCAUCACCUCGUGGGCCACAUGAAAAUUCACACAGGCAUAAAGCCAUAUGAGUGUAAUAUCUGUGCAAAGAGAUUUAUGUGGAGGGACAGUUUCCACAGGCACGUGACUUCUUGUACCAAGUCUUACGAAGCUGCAAAAGCUGAGCAGAAUACAACUGAGGCUAACUAAAAAUAGUAUCUGGCCCUUGAGUGGCAGGCACCAAAAUAAAAGAUGAUGUACACAUUACAGUAAUCCACUUGGUAAGUAGGCGUCACUGUCUACGGAAGGACUGCGGCAGCCUUUCCUCCUGGGCCCAGCCUGUUGAUUCUGAUGCAGAUCUCACCUUCCUCCGGUCUCCUCUCCUGGCCACAGCUUUCAGAGAGUCUUCCCAGAGGGUUUCCUCCUUUCUAGUGGGCUUUUCUGAACUAAACUGGCCCUGCGCUGACCAGCUGUUUGGGAAAGCUGCUGAGCCUCAGCGGCUCCUUCCUACGGAAGAGGCCCAGAUGCCUGCUCCAAGUGAAGUUAGAGCCCAAGGGCAGAACUGCACUUCCCUGGGGAGGGGGAUUUGCUGCAGUCCCUGGUCACCAAGGGUGGCGAGGACUCCAUCACUCCCAACCCAGGUGUUUGCUUUUAAAAGGUCUCUGAUCACUUAGGAGUGCUGGACACCAAGCAACAUAGGACCCUCCCUCAGCCCACGCCCCAUCUAUGCCACAGUUAAUUUUGUGUUUAGGUUGCUUUCAUGGGUGACUAACUUUAUUCAGUGAAAUCAGGGUUUGUUUGAUUGAGUUUUUUCUUUGCUACUUAUAUAUUUAAAGGUACAUGUUUCUUAUUUUAGAUCUCUACUGAUAGUAUUCUAUGGGAAGAUGCUGGAACACAUUUUGCAAAUGUGACUUUUUUUUUUUUUUUAGUUUUGCUUGAAGCCUGUGUCACAAUGUCAGUUGCUGCUGCCUUCUUUCCUUUUAUGAGGUUCCAGAAAAUUACUUUAUUUAUGCAAGUCAGGUGACUCUUAGGCCAUGAAACCAUUUGAUGAUAAACAGAUUAUCACUAGGUGCAUAUCUUAUUGAUAUUUUGUGAACUGUUAUGCCUGUGUUGCAAAAGUUGAAUAGUUUUGUCUAUAUAUAUUGCUGUCUUCAGUGUACAGCAUGGUUUUACUUAACUGAAUGUUACUGUUUAAUAUUUUCUUCUUAUAGAAGAGACCAUGCCCUUUUGUAUGACAUGUUUUAAUAAAUGUUAUCUGUCAAUUUUGUAAAA
This is a messenger RNA of Myotis brandtii (Brandt's bat), 2527 nucleotides long. RefSeq names its product zinc finger and BTB domain containing 43 (gene ZBTB43). Bases 5 to 1465 code for a protein of 486 amino acids. Gene Ontology annotation, biological process: regulation of transcription by RNA polymerase II. The transcript is spliced from 2 exons. Gene Ontology annotation, molecular function: DNA-binding transcription factor activity, RNA polymerase II-specific; RNA polymerase II cis-regulatory region sequence-specific DNA binding; protein binding. NCBI's taxonomy places the organism in Eukaryota, Metazoa, Chordata, Mammalia, Chiroptera, Vespertilionidae. The record is from RefSeq and is a predicted model, not a curated record.